Puntigrus tetrazona (Sumatra barb) is the source of this 992-nucleotide messenger RNA. Its product is annotated as nucleoside diphosphate kinase 6-like. NCBI's taxonomy places the organism in Eukaryota, Metazoa, Chordata, Actinopteri, Cypriniformes, Cyprinidae. The record is from RefSeq and is a predicted model, not a curated record. Gene Ontology annotation, molecular function: nucleoside diphosphate kinase activity. Gene Ontology annotation, biological process: CTP biosynthetic process; UTP biosynthetic process; GTP biosynthetic process.
CCGUAACUUCCUUGUUUACUAGCGGCCAAUAUGGCGGCGCCCACAAAACCGACAGCGCGGGACACGCUCAGCGUAGAAAUCAAGCUGUAUUCUUCAUGAGAAGUCUGCCGGUUAAAUACGCUUAAACACCGAUCAGAUGGAGCCGGAGCCAAUUCACGGGAAAGCAUAAGACAAUUGAUGCUUUUCGGGUCGUUAGCAGGCUGCGCCCCAGACAUGAGGUGUGUGAAGGCGCUGCAGCUCACCCUUGCGGUGGUCAAACCAGAUGCUGUGGCCCAUCCGCUCAUUCUGGAGGCUCUUCAUCAGAAGAUUCUCCAAAACUUCCUUAUAGUCAGAAAGAAGGAUCUGAUGUGGAGGACAGAAGAGUCAGAAAGGUUUUACGCUGAGCAUGCAGGACGUUUUUUCUAUCAAAGACUGGUUGAAUUCAUGUCAAGUGGCCCAAUGAGAGCAUACGUCCUAGCCAGGGAAGAUGCUAUCACUCACUGGAGGGGGAUGAUGGGUCCCACAAAAGUGUUUAGAGCUCGCUUCACUGCCCCGGACUCCCUGCGUGGCCAGUAUGGGCUGACAGACACCAGAAACACUACUCAUGGUUCAGAUUCUGUGCAAUCUGCCAAGAGAGAGAUUGUUUUCUUUCCAGAAUUCAACGCAGAUGAGUGGAUGUUAAGAGAAGAGCCACGUUUUAGAUUGGGUCUUACUGAAUAUAAUGAGGAGAGACAAAUUCAUACGCUCCAAGACAUGUAAUGGUCAUGAUGGUGGUCGGCUGGUGCUUUUACAGUGCUACAGUAAAUGUGAACGUUCACCAGAUGUUUCAGCAGUUGACAUUUUCUCUGCAUUACCAUGUUACUUUUUGUGACCACAAUAUAUUUCUACCACAGCUCUGCCAACACCGUUAUAUUAAUUUGUAUGUAUUUAUUUGUAUGUAUAAAUUAAUGUUUGUAUUGGAUGUCAAUAAACUCUGUAACUCUAAAUACAGUUCUUUUUAAGUUUACACUGUA